AUGUCACGGAACUCGGCGUUGAAGAGCGUGUCGAGCUCCACGGCGAAGAUGUGGUCGCUCCGGUUGCCGCCGUCGGUGUCGUUGAGGAGGCCCAGGAACUGGCCCGGCAUCGCCGUGGAGAGCAGCUCCCUGGACGCGGAGACGAAGAAGGCCAUGCCGUGGCUGCUCAGGUCCGCGUACUGCCCGAAGAUGGCGAAGACGAAAGUGGUCGAGAAGGACCGCGCGGCGCCGUCGCCGGUGCCGUUCGCCUCGCCGCCGCCGCGGAACGGCAGGGGGGACGGGUGGAAGGCCUGGCCUUUCGUCUGGAUGGUGCCGUUGGUCAGCAUGAGCAGGCCGUUGGGCAUGACCACCGCGCCGUCGAGCGUCAGGUUCACGCCCGCGAAGCCGUUAUAG
Messenger RNA from Triticum turgidum subsp. durum (durum wheat), 393 nucleotides. The record is from the annotation of a GenBank genome assembly. NCBI's taxonomy places the organism in Eukaryota, Viridiplantae, Streptophyta, Magnoliopsida, Poales, Poaceae.